Molecule: messenger RNA, 1715 nt
Organism: Gastrolobium bilobum
Lineage: Eukaryota; Viridiplantae; Streptophyta; Magnoliopsida; Fabales; Fabaceae
Product: protein SENSITIVITY TO RED LIGHT REDUCED 1-like
Exons: 5
Coding region: 563-1396 (277 amino acids)
Biological process (GO): microtubule-based process
Cellular component (GO): cytoplasm; nucleus
Source: RefSeq, a predicted model, not a curated record
UUGCAUUAAAAUCAAAACCCUCACUCUCUCUGUCCAAUUUCCUCUCCCACUUCUAACCAUUCCGUAUGUGCACACUUGCGGAUUAGGGUUCGUUGGCAUUAACCUAAACUUUUCUUUCUCUUUUUCUACUCUUUCUCGCUAACCAAACACUUGAUUAGUUGCUUCAUUACUUGUGUUAGCAAUUGGGGGAAGCAACGUCGAAGUGGAUUUACCCAGCACUGCACGGGUUCGUCGCUGAAGAAAAAGGUGUUUCGAUAAAUAGGGUUUGGAGCAGUUGAAGUAUGUGAAGGAAGCUUCAUUUGGACCCGGUUUGCCAGUUAACACAGUCUUCAUUGUGGGAAAAUUGAUAGCUGAGGAAAAGGACUUGCGAGGAAGUUAUAACCGACAACGUUCUGUACUCUUUCUAGCAUGUUCUAAAGGCACCAUCUUCUGGCAAUGUGCAUGGGCUUCGAGUUACAGUGGGUGAACAGGUUUCUGAUGGCAUUGUUCUUUUCAAUGUAAAGAAUUUGCUAUUGCAUUCCAAGGUUGAAGCAGUAUCAGAGACAAAAAACAUUGUAUCUGAAUGGCAGCUUCAGCAAAAACUCUAACAAUUGACAAUUGCACUACAAAUGGAGGCUGGACAGUUGUUUUACCCCGUCGUGGCAGACAAAGAAGAAAAGCUACCAAAGUUGGAAUUUUGGAAGAAAAACUAGAAUCAUGGGCUCCAACAGAUUCCCAGACAGAUCCAAAUAGAGAAACAACAUUGGUGCAGAAAAUAGAAAGAUUUAUAAAUAGGAUUGGGAGCUCUCAAUUCUAUCAUACUUUCAGAGAUCAAAUUCAAACAUCAGUUUGUGAUUACUUCCAAAGGGUUUUGGGCUCAGAGAUGAAGAUGCAAAUGGUCAUUUAUGGCAUUGGGAGCGUUGAAUUGUAUGAGCCCCCUCGAUUGCAACUUAGCCUUGCAAUAUUGAUGAGAAGAGAUUUCAGUUGGGUUGGAAACAUAGAAGUAUUUGAUCCUAUUCUUUCUGUAACCGAGUCUCGGGUUUUGGAAGCUCUUGGUUGCUCUGUCAUGUCCAUAAAUGAGCAUGGGAGGCGAGAGGCUCUAAAGCCAACAUUGUUCUUCAUGCCUCACUGUGAAGCAGAAUUAUAUAACAACCUGUUGCAGGCAAAUUGGAAACUGAAUCUCUUAAGAAACAUGGUAUUAUUUGGGAAUAGCUUUGAAACAUACGAGCAGCAUGUGUCAGUAUGUAAGAACUCACCUAUUGUCAACUCAGUGGGGCAUAUUUUGGCUGUUCGAAGAUUCACAAAUGAAUUUAGAAUCGAAACAGUUUCAGAUGAUUAUUAUAAUGCAUUUCACGAUUCAAGUUGGCAUUUUUUCAGCCCUGUCCAUGAGAUAGAGCUGCAAUUUAUCAAUUCUUGAUGGAGCAUAUUAGAUGAGCAUAGAUUCAUUUGAAGGGAUGUAUUCCGGUAUCAAUGUUUGGUUGUACACCACUUUGGCUUGUUAUUGAUCAAGAAAAUGCUGGAACUGUUACCCUCUAUUCAUUUGAAGGGAUGUAUUCCGGUAUCAAUAUUUGGUUGUACACCACUUUGGCUUGUUAUUGAUCAAGAAAAUGCUGGAACUGUUACCCUCUCAUGUCUUUUUCUUUUUUCUUAAUAUCAUGAAGAAUUGUUUCUGUCUUGAGAUUUGGCUGUUGCCUAACAACAGUAUAAGAAGAGUUGGUGUCAUUUGUUUUGGAGAC